GGCCCAGCAAACUUAAACCACCGGUCCAUACGAGGGCUCGUCUCCUCCUCCCUCCUCCGCGCGUCACCGCCGACCCCGAAUCCAUGGCGAUGGAGCCGCGGCGAUUGCUCGUCCUCUACGCUUCCCAAACGGGGAACGCCAUGGACGCCGCCGAGCGCGUGGGGAGGGAGGCGGAGCUUGGGGGUUGCGCCGCGGUGGAGGUCGUGUCCAUGGAUCGCUUCGAUGCGGGUUGUUUACCGAAGGAGCGUGUUGUAGUUUUCGUGGUGUCGACGACGGGGCAAGGGGAUCCACCGGAUUCCAUGAAGGUUUUUUGGAGGUUUCUUUUACAGAGGAAUCUCGGUAACCAGUGGUUGGAAGGAUUGAACUAUGCUGUAUUUGGGCUGGGGGACUCCGGAUACCAAAAAUACAAUUUUGCAGCGAAGAAGCUGGACAGAAGGCUUGUGGAUCUUGGGGCUAAACCAAUUAUUGAAAAAGGUUUGGGAGACGAUCAGCACCCUUCAGGGUAUGAAGGUGCUUUAGACCCAUGGUUGUUGUCUUUGUGGAGGACACUGAAUCAAAUAUAUCCAUCGAUUUUACCACGGAUGUCAGAUAUUUUGCAUCCAGAAAUGAGAACUUUGGAGAAUUCAAAGUUUCAGGUCAUUUACCAUUCAGCCGACUCAGUGCAACAAGAUUCAGACAUGUCAGAACAUCCUGAGAACUUUGUGAAGCUGAUUGAGAGAGCUCGCUUGAUGUCUCCUGCACUUCAGUGUCAUGAUGAGGAGAAGCCCCAUCACUUAUUAAGGAUGGUGACAAAUAAACGAUUAACCAAGGAGGCCUAUGAUAGAGAUGUGCGCCAUUUUGAAUUGGAGUCUCUGUCUUCUGUCAUUGAUUUUCAAGUAGGCGAUGUUCUGGAGAUUCUCCCAGGUCAGAAUCCAAGCGUUGUUGAUGCCUUCUUACGACGCUGUAAUCUAGACCCUGAUUGUUGCAUCACAAUUCAGCGCAGAGCUACAGAGAAGGAAUCUCUUGAUCCAAGCCAGAAUGGCGUGGUUCAUCCUAUUAAACUAAGAUCCUUUGUUGCAUUGGCAAUGGACAUCGCAUCAGCAUCUCCUCGACGGUAUUUCUUUGAGGUGAUGAGCUUUUAUGCCACUGCCGAACAUGAGAAGGAAAAGCUCCAACACUUUGCCUCUCCUGAAGGAAGGGAUGAUCUAUACCAGUAUAACCAGAAGGAGCGUAGAACUGUUUUAGAGGUACUAGAAGAUUUUCCAUCUGUGCAAAUGCCAUUUGAGUGGCUGGUACAGCUAGUCCCUCCACUAAAGAAAAGAGCAUUUUCUAUAUCUUCCUCUCCCUUGGCCCAUCCGAAUCAAGUGCACCUAACUGUUAAUAUAGUCUCAUGGACGACACCUUUCAAGAGGAAGCGGCAUGGUCUCUGCUCCACGUGGCUAGUGGCACUCGAUCCACAAGAGAGUAGAGGAGUCGUCAUCCCUUCUUGGAUCCACCGAGGCUGUUUGCCUCCACCACCUCCAUCUCUUCCACUUAUACUCAUCGGCCCAGGAACUGGCUGUGCACCAUUCCGAGCAUUUAUAGAACAAAGGGCAGUACAAAAUACAAAAGGGCCAACUUCCCCAGUUCUCUUCUUCUUCGGCUGUAGGAGUCAGGAAAGCGACUUCCUAUAUGAGCACUUCUGGUUAUCUCAUUCUCAGAACCACGGAGUUUUAUCCAAGGAGAAGGGUGGUGGCUUCUUUGUGGCUUUCUCUAGAGAUCAGCCGAAAAAGAUCUAUGUGCAGCAUAAGAUUAGGGAAGAAAGUGCGAGAAUUUGGAGGCUGUUGAAUGCAGGAGCUGCGAUAUAUAUUGCUGGGUCUUCCACGAAAAUGCCCACAGAUGUUACUUCGGCAGUUGAAGACGUUAUUGUGAAAGAGAGCGGGAUGUCAAAAGAGUCGGCUUCGAGAUGGCUCAGGGCAUUGGAAAAAGCUGGUAGAUUCAAUACCGAAGCAUGGUCGUGAUAUAUGUAUUUAUAAAGGAGAAAAAGAGUACAGGUCCUGGCAACUUAUUGGUUGCUUUCAUGCAAGGCUCUCGACUCUUCGGUUUUUGAUCAAUACCAUCUCAAUUUCACUACUCUGGAAAUAAGUCAUGUAAGGUGCAUGUUCUGCUAUCUCAAUGUGAAUUAAUGUAGACUGAUGGAAGCCUCAGCGCAAAAAAAAAUUGAAAGCUUCAGUUAAGGAGCCUAUGCUGAAACAGGAUAUGCUUGAAAUUUCCUUACUUCAAUUCGCCUGUUCGCUGAGCAUGAGGAGUAUGGAUGUUGAGUACCUUUACUAUUGUGUCUGAGUUCUCUGCUUUUCAGAAUCUUCUACUAGUGUUGUAGUGUACUAGUUCUGUAGUGUUAGGAUUGAACAAAUUGUAAGUUCAUUGUUUUCUUGAUUCUAUUGUUCAGCUAUUUCGUUACUCA
Molecule: messenger RNA, 2422 nt
Organism: Ananas comosus (pineapple)
Lineage: Eukaryota; Viridiplantae; Streptophyta; Magnoliopsida; Poales; Bromeliaceae
Product: NADPH-dependent diflavin oxidoreductase 1
Exons: 12
Coding region: 84-1979 (631 amino acids)
Cellular component (GO): cytosol
Molecular function (GO): flavin adenine dinucleotide binding; FMN binding; NADPH-hemoprotein reductase activity
Source: RefSeq, a predicted model, not a curated record